Gracilinanus agilis (Agile Gracile Mouse Opossum) is the source of this 528-nucleotide messenger RNA. Its product is annotated as gamma-crystallin B. NCBI's taxonomy places the organism in Eukaryota, Metazoa, Chordata, Mammalia, Didelphimorphia, Didelphidae. The record is from RefSeq and is a predicted model, not a curated record. The transcript has 3 exons. Gene Ontology annotation, molecular function: structural constituent of eye lens. Gene Ontology annotation, biological process: lens development in camera-type eye; visual perception. The coding region runs from base 1 to 528 and encodes 175 amino acids.
AUGGGCAAGAUCACCUUCUACGAGGACCGCCAUUUCCAAGGCCGCUGCUAUGAAUGCAGCAGUGACUGCGCCGACCUGCAGGCCUACUUCAGCCGCUGCAACUCCGUGCGGGUAGACAGUGGCUCCUGGGUCCUGUACGAGCAGCCCAGCUACAAAGGCUACCAGUACUUCCUGCGGCGCGGCGAGUACGCGGACUACCGCCAGUGGAUGGGAAGCAGCGACUCCGUCCGCUCCUGCCGCCUGGUGCCCAGGCACGAAGGCUCCUACCGCAUGAGGAUCUACGAGAGGGAGAACUGUGCCGGGCAGAUGAUGGAGUUCACCGAGGACUGCUCGUCCGUCCACGAGCAAUUCCACCAGCAGGACGUGCUGUCCUGUAACGUCCUGGAGGGCUACUGGGUCCUCUACGAGCAGCCCAACUACCGGGGCCGCCAGUACUUCCUGCGGCCCGGCGAGUACCGGCGCCACACCGAGUGGGGGGCCAGCUCAGCCGUCCUGGGCUCCUUCCGGCGGGCCGUGGAGAGCAGUUAG